GUGCGUGGAGCUGCCGAGGAGCGGCGCUGUCCUCGGUGCUGAACCUUCCUGCUUUUGUCUGCGUGAAAACUUCUGCAAAAAAACACACACACACAAACUUAACAUGAUAACUCAGAGCAGGUUUCAGCUGCAAACUUUGCUACUUUUGGCGUUAAUUGUUCAUCCGGGUCAGCCAGUGUGUGUAGAUGUCCCGUCAUCGGAGGCGGACGUGGUCUUGGGAAUGGCCAUGAAGCUGACCUGCAUCUCAUGCAUGCAGAGGGAGGAGGUCAUAGCAAUGACACAUGUGGACUGGUACUACCUGCCCCAGAAAGACUCAAACAAAACUCAGGAUCGUAUACUUAUUUUCCAGUAUAAGAAUGAAAAGACGCUGGAGCUGGAGGGGCCGUGGCAGGGCCGUCUGCUGUGGAACGGGAGCCGGGACUUACAGGACGUCUCUAUUACAAUCCUGAACGUCACGUAUAACGACAGCGGUACCUAUGAGUGCCAAGUGAAUCGCAAGUUUAAAUUUGAAUACUACAGUCCCUCUGUCACCAAGACCAAGGUAAUCAAGUUGAACGUGAAAGAGAAAGGUGAGGCUAACAGUUCAUUCUAUGUCAUUCCACCCUGGUUUUGUGUUAGGAUAGGGGAGACUGGGGAUGAAGGCAAAACAUUUUAUUUCAGCCCCAACUUUUGACACUCAUAUUUUUGUACAGUGAACAGCAGUUAUUUCAGGGUAGU
This is a messenger RNA of Thalassophryne amazonica, 717 nucleotides long. RefSeq names its product sodium channel subunit beta-3-like. The transcript has 3 exons. Bases 104 to 673 code for a protein of 189 amino acids. Gene Ontology annotation, biological process: sodium ion transport; regulation of heart rate by cardiac conduction; ventricular cardiac muscle cell action potential. Gene Ontology annotation, cellular component: voltage-gated sodium channel complex. Lineage: Eukaryota; Metazoa; Chordata; Actinopteri; Batrachoidiformes; Batrachoididae. The record is from RefSeq and is a predicted model, not a curated record. Gene Ontology annotation, molecular function: sodium channel regulator activity.